Molecule: messenger RNA, 2344 nt
Organism: Physcomitrium patens
Lineage: Eukaryota; Viridiplantae; Streptophyta; Bryopsida; Funariales; Funariaceae
Product: auxin transporter-like protein 3
Source: RefSeq, a predicted model, not a curated record
GAUAUAUAUAUAUAUAUGUAAAUCUGCACACACACACACACACACACACACACAUCCUCGAUGAUUCAUUCUUAGCAUUAGCAUUACUUGUUGUGCAUUAGCAUUGCAGAGUUGCUUGUGUCCUGUGAAUGGGUUAUGAGGCAAGUGAAUCAGAGAGCGAGAGAGAGCUAGUCAGUCAGUCAAUGAGAGAGUAUGUAAGUAAGUGAGUGAGCCAGAGUGAGUGAGUAGUGUGUGAGUGAGCCAGAGUCGGUAUAUAUAUAACUUGGCCUUGGAUACUUGCUUGGUUUACCCUCUUCGCACACAGCCUACCUCGGCGUUUCAUUCUGCGGGACCCAGUUUUGUCCUUUCGUCCCUUUUUUUUUUUUUUUUCUUUUUUGUGGGUCUGAUUGUUUUUUUGGUCGUCUGUGUUUAGAGUAAUGUAGGUGGGGGAGAGGAUCUCGUAUAGUACUGUAGCUUUCAAGGUCCUGCUAAGGCUGUUGAGUAGCUACAAGCUUGAUUGCAGCACUCGCAGUGUUUUUUUCUUUUAAUUCUCACAUGCACACACUUGUUUGUGCGCUUCUGAGCUCGUUGUGUGGGUAGCGUGGUGUUGCGGUUGCGAAGGCAGCUGUUGUUGUUGGUCUAGUAGGCUUGAAAUGGACUCUCAUUCCGGCAACGGGAGAAGUAAUGGUGUCGUCGACAAGGGUGAAGAGCUUGAGAACGGGAUCUCGGUUGCCGACGGUGUCCAUGACCACACAGGUGGUCAUGGACGAGGAUCGUUCAUCAAGAAGGUGGUGUGGCAUGGAGGCUCUGUCUACGAUGCUUGGCUCAAUGCCGUCUCGGCUCAGGUGGGACAAGUUAUUCUAUCGAUGCCGACUUCUUACGCUCAAAUGGGCUUCAAACUGGGGCUGUUCUUCCAUUUUUUCUACGUGAUAAUCGGUGUGUAUACGUGCUACCUUCUGGCGCGCUUGUACGUGGAAUACCGAGCUCGGAAGGAGAAGGAGGGUGUGGAUUUCAAGAGGCACGUCAUUCAGUACCAUGAACUCCUGGGAGCACUUGUUGGACCAUGGGCAAUGAGAAUAUCCCUCUUCUUCAACGUUGUCACUGUGGGUGCAGUGUCAGUGGUUCAGAUCAUCGCAUGUGCCAGUAACGCAUACUACUUGAACCCCAAUCUUAGCAAGCGAUCGUGGGCGUUGAUUUUCGGAGGACUCUCACUCAGUGUCGACCUACUACCAACGAUUCACAAUUUUCGUGUCUUCUCAUUCCUGGGAGCUUUGACAACAACGUACACUUCAUGGUAUAUGUUGACCGCCGCCAUAAGCAGAGGGCAAUCUCCUGGCGUGAAGCAUUCAGCUCCCAUCAAUGUCGAGUCCUUCUUCACAGGCACAACCAAUAUUCUGUUUGGUGCAGGAGGACAUGCAGUCACCAUAGAAAUCAUGCACGCAAUGUGGAAACCUGUGAGAUACAAAUACGUCUACUUAGCCUGCACAAUUUAUGUGCUAUUCAUCACCGUGCCGCACUCUUACGCCCUCUACUGGUCGUUCGGUGAUGAGCUCCUGCUAAAGAACAAUGCCUUGGGCAUUUUGCCGAACUCCUACGCACGCGACACGGCUCUCGUCUUCAUGAUCAUCCACCAGAUCGUAGCAUUUGCGCUCUACAUCAUGCCCCUGAACUUCAUCUGGGAGAAGUUCUGGGGAGUUCACCAGUCCCACUACGUGAAGAGAGUGUUGGUUCGACUCCCGCUCGGCUGUGUGCUAUGGCUGCUCGCCCUCAUGUUCCCUUUCUUCGGCCCACUCAACUCCCUCAUCGGGUCCCUCUUCAUGACCUUCUCCGUGUUUAUCAUCCCUUCCAUCGUCUACACCAUUACAUUCUGGACGCCAACAGCUCGGGAGAAUGCCGCCGAGCAACCUGGCAAGGUGAGAAAAGCAAUAGGCUGGUGGGGAAUGGUGACACUAAACUUCACCGUGAUUGUGUUGAUCGCUGUGUUGGGAGUGGGAUUCGGCAGCUACGCCAGUUUCAGCAACAUCAUUCGGCAAGUUGAGAACUUCGGCAUCUUCCAGGCGUGCUAUCAGUGCAAACUCUGAGAACUCCCUCCCCUCCCUCCCUAGAAACCCAGUUUGUUUGUUAGUUUGUUGCACUUCCCCGUGCAGAUUCUGCAUCAAGUUUAGAUGUUAAAUAUGAUUUUUUUUCUUCAAAAUAAACUAUGUUUUUAUAAAUAGUUGAGUGUAAGUGAUAUUUUUUUAGCUUUUUGAUAAUUAUGAAUUAAAGCUUAUUAAUAGUACAAUAGGUUUAAAAUCAAGUACAUUAUUAUAUAUUGAUAUUAUAUAAGUCACAAAAAAUAAAAGUGUUCUCUUGAAUUUUUGUGAAA